AUGGAAACAACGGGUAGGAAGGCGGGGGGAGGAGGUCUCCCGUCUCUCCCUUCCCUCCCUUCUCUCCCGUCCUUGCCUUCCCUCAUUCCCUCCCUUCCAUCCCUUCCCUCCCUUCCCUCCCUUCCCUCCGUUCCCUCCCUUCUCUCCCUACCCUCCCUUCUCUCUCUUCUCUCCCUUCUCUCCCUUCUCUCCCUUCUCUCCCUUCUCUCCCUUCUCUCCCUUCUCUACCUUCUCUCCCUUCUCUCCCAUCUCUCCGUUCCCUCCCUUUACCCCCUUCCUUAUCUUACCUCCGUUGCCUCCCAUCCUCUUCCCGGCCCUCCCAUCCCCUUCCAGCCUCUCCCAUCCUCUUCCCGGCCCUCCCAUCCCCUUCCAGCCCCUCCCAUCCUCUUCCCGGCCCUCCCAUCCCCUUCCAGCCCCUCCCAUCCUCUUCCCGGCCCUCCCAUCCCCUUCCAGCCCCUCCCAUCCUCUUCCCGGCCCUCCCAUCCCCUUCCAGCCCCUCCCAUCCUCUUCCCGGCCCUCCCAUCCCCUUCCAGCCCCUCCCAUCCUCUUCCCGGCCCUCCCAUCCCCUUCCAGCCCCUCCCAUCCUCUUCCCGGCCCUCCCAUCCCCUUCCAGCCCCUCCCAUCCUCUUCCCGGCCCUCCCAUCCCCUUCCAGCCCCUCCCAUCCUCUUCCCGGCCCUCCCAUCCCCUUCCAGCCCCUCCCAUCCUCUUCCCGGCCCUCCCAUCCCCUUCCAGCCCCUCCCAUCCUCUUCCCGGCCCUCCCAUCCCCUUCCAGCCCCUCCCAUCCCCUUCCCGGCCCUCCCAUCCCCUUCCAGCCCCUCCCAUCCCCUUCCAUCCCCUCCCAUGCGCACACUGCCACUUCGUUUCCCUACUCACUUCAGGAAGUUCUCUACUCCCUUCUUCUAUUCCCCGCCAGAAAUCAAAGAUGUUCUUGA
Molecule: messenger RNA, 933 nt
Organism: Closterium sp. Yama58-4
Lineage: Eukaryota; Viridiplantae; Streptophyta; Zygnematophyceae; Desmidiales; Closteriaceae
Source: the annotation of a GenBank genome assembly